Diabrotica balteata is the source of this 1331-nucleotide messenger RNA. The record is from the annotation of a GenBank genome assembly. NCBI's taxonomy places the organism in Eukaryota, Metazoa, Arthropoda, Insecta, Coleoptera, Chrysomelidae.
UAUAUAUAUUAAUAUAUUAUAUAUAUAUAUAAUUUCUAAAUUAUUUUAAAUAUGGUUAACAUUUUAACAUAAACUUUCGUAUUUUCAGCAACAUCAAAGGAUGAGUUGCAAAAUAAUAUUGGACACCACUGGCCCUGUAAACCCAGGGGCGACAAUAUAUGGAAGAAUUGAAUGUAUAGUAAACACUGAGCAAUUUAUUAGAGAAAUACGAUGUAAAUUGGUUGGUAAUGAACAUACUACUAUUAAAUCGGCAAAAGACACUUACGAGGGGCACAAUGAAUUUUUAAAUCUUAAAAUGAGCUUAAUCGGAGAAGGUACAUUGGAACCCGGCCAACACGAGUACCCAUUUUGUUUUACCAUACCCAAGGAUCUUCCUAGUUCGUUUCAAACUGAGUAUGGUUUUGUGCGAUAUUUUAUCAAAGCUACAGUUAAUAUUCCGUAUGCCUCGGAUUAUAUUGAUGAAGUAGCUAUACCUGUUACCGCCAUAAUAGACCUUAACAAUAUUAAGGAGGAGCUGCAAACGAAACCCAUUUCAUUUCAAAAUGAAAAGACUGUGUGCUGUUUAUGCUGUGCCGGUGGGGAGAUUUCCAUGACCUUACGCUUAGAAAAGGACGCAUUUAUCUUAGGAGAAGAAGCAAAAAUCAUAUUAGACGUUUCUAAUAUGUCAAGAAUCAGCAUAGAAGAAAUAAAUUUAACACUUAUUAGGAUAAUGGAUUUUAAAACACAAGGAAUAAGAUAUGAAAAGACAAAGGAGGUUUUGAUAACUGAAACCGAACUAGGUGUUGGAGCACAUGGACAGAAAACAUUAUUCAUUACUUUUAAAAUUCCUCAAUCGAUUGUCAUACAAAAUUUAGUUAAAUGUAAUUUAAUAAAAGAGUCAUUUAGGUUACGAGUUGAGGCUGGUCUCCCUUUGCUUCAUCGGAAUCUUGUCAUUGAUACAUUUAUAAAGUUAGGACAUGUUGCAUUGAAUGCUACAACAAACUUAGAUGAAAUAGAAAACAUACUUCCUCCGCCAUACCAAGAACGUUACUGAAUUUUAAUAUUGACAAUAUUGAAAAUAUAUUUUAAUAGUAUUAGGGAAAAAAUAUUUAACUAUUUUUAUCUACUAAUAAAAUUAUAAAGUUAUAAGCGCCACUAAUACUUAAGAGUAGUUGCCUCAAAGUUAUAUUUUAAAUUUUAUUGUAACUUUCUAAAAAAUAAUUGUGUGAUAUAAAUAAAGAUCUUGUUUAAUCAAAACCCUUUAUCAAGUAAAAUUGUGUUAAUGAAAGAGUUUUCAAAAAAGUAAAAAUGUAGGGAAAUAUGGCAUAUAGAUUAUACAAAGCUGAAAAUCA